AUGGCAACGACAACUGAUCAAUCACAUAUAUCUGCAGUUGGAGCAAUCACUCAACAGAUGCUCCCUUUAGAGUUGAUCGACAAGUGCAUUGGACAGAGGAUUUGGAUCUGCAUGAAGAAUGACAAGGAGUUCGUUGGUACACUGCUGGGCUUCGAUACAUACGUCAAUAUAUUCCUGAAAGAUGUGAUUGAAUACGACUUUACACCAGAGGGCAUCAAGACUAUCAAUCUGGACACAAUACUACUUAAUGGAAACCAUGUUUGUUUGUUGAUACCAGGUGGCGAAGGACCUUUGGCAAAGCCAGCAAAGUAG
Messenger RNA from Acytostelium subglobosum LB1, 312 nucleotides. RefSeq lists its product as hypothetical. The transcript has 4 exons. Gene Ontology annotation, molecular function: RNA binding. Gene Ontology annotation, biological process: mRNA splicing, via spliceosome. The coding region runs from base 1 to 312 and encodes 103 amino acids. NCBI's taxonomy places the organism in Eukaryota, Evosea, Eumycetozoa, Acytosteliales, Acytosteliaceae. Gene Ontology annotation, cellular component: Lsm1-7-Pat1 complex; U6 snRNP; U4/U6 x U5 tri-snRNP complex. The record is from RefSeq and is a predicted model, not a curated record.